Molecule: messenger RNA, 684 nt
Organism: Oikopleura dioica
Lineage: Eukaryota; Metazoa; Chordata; Appendicularia; Copelata; Oikopleuridae
Source: the annotation of a GenBank genome assembly
AUGGUAGUCAACAAUUACACGACAUCUAAGAAGCUAGAAAGAUGGGAUCACAUGAUUCGACACAGUCCUCUAAAACAAUCCGCCGGGACAAGAGAACUUCCACUUUUCACCCCAAAGCCGUACCGAAUAACGCCAAAGUCGACGAAAGAUAUUAUGAGAGAGCAGAAUUUCAUCAACGAUUCUGUCAAAGCGACAAAGCAAGCUCGAGCAGCACGACAGCCACUUAAUCCAGAGUACGACGGGAGCAAAGAUAAGAUGACACGUUCUUUCUCCAUGUCUCCUGUCCGGCAGCAACUUCCGAGGUCAGAAUCGACUUUUCGAAUGUAUCAAGAUUCUACAAGUUCAUACAAUCCAUCUGAGUAUUCUCUCCCACCUUCGCGUUGCGUUUCUCGUAAAUCUUCAAGAAGUACUCCCUCCUGUCGAUCAAUUCUUUGCUCAAGAAGUUUGGUCUCCCGCGGCGUAUUACGGCCCCAAACAGUUCAAGAAAUCGAGAGCAAGGAACGACUCUAUCAUAAUCGAGCAGUGAAAGAUACGAAUAGCGUUCGCUGGUGGAAUCCAACGACUUAUCUGAUCCAACCGUAUGAUGCCGUAAUGGACCCAAACGCAGGGCGAUAUUUUUCACGUCCGGAAGUCAAAAAGCUUAAAUCCGUCUCGCAUCCGUAUCAUGGUAAUCUUGGAGAUUAG